Molecule: messenger RNA, 3709 nt
Organism: Caenorhabditis elegans
Lineage: Eukaryota; Metazoa; Nematoda; Chromadorea; Rhabditida; Rhabditidae
Gene: pek-1
Product: Eukaryotic translation initiation factor 2-alpha kinase pek-1
Exons: 12
Coding region: 77-3310 (1077 amino acids)
Biological process (GO): response to endoplasmic reticulum stress
Cellular component (GO): endoplasmic reticulum membrane
Molecular function (GO): ATP binding; protein serine kinase activity; protein kinase activity
Source: RefSeq, marked reviewed
CAAACUCGUCUUGAAUUUUUGAAUAAUAAUGUGAACUUCAGGGUGGAGAUGCCAUUCUAAUCCAAUUAAUCCCGGAAUGAGUGUGUAUUAUAUAGUUUUAGCUGGGUUCUUGCUCUUCAUGGCCUUGGUACCAUUCAACGCUGGCCAACAGUACAUCGAUGAUGACAUAGAAGUUGUAUCAUCUUGUCAAAAUGGUUAUGUACAAAAUGCGGGUUGUGAUCAGAAUAGUCAAGUGAACAUUAUUAUCACCGCUACUCUGGAUGGAGUCGUCACUGCACUGGAUGGAGAAACGGGUGAAAUGAUUUGGAGAUACGAGGAUGCACCACUUUUAAGAGGAACGCUGAGCACAUCUGACCCGAUUGACAUUGGAGGAACCAGUUUACAACUUAUGCCAACAUUAGAUGGAAGAUUGUUUUCGUACACACAUAACACAAAUCUCAUUGAACCACUCCCAAUCACUACUGAUUCUCUUCUGGAAUCUACUAUCCGCCUUGGACAGGACGCCGUAGCUGGUGGAAAAAGUGUUACUACCAAAGGUUUUGACUUAUUCACAGGAGAGCAAAAAUAUGAGUGUUCAAUGGAGUCUUGUGGACCCGGAGAUACGGAAACUCCAAAAAAUCCAAUAAUUUUAAUAAGGCGGACUACGAACUCGAUUCGUGCAAUGGACACUCUUCGUGGAAUUGAAAGAUGGAACUUAUCUACAGCUGAGAUUGGUGUCACUUUGGCUGGCGGAAUAACUAGUCCAACAUUAGUUUCUGACGUCAAAAUAUUGCUCCAACCCCCAGACGGAGUGAUUGUUGCUGUUGACAAGUACAACCGCGAGGAAUGGAAAACGAACGUAGAUGGGCACAUUGUUAGUGUUUGGCAAGUUUAUGGAAAUCAAAUCGGAGAGAUAUCCAUCUUCGACCCAAGUAAUAUUUUCACCACUCAAUAUGAAGUGAUGCAGCGUGAACAACACAACUUGCAAACUCAGUCAUCUCUCCUUUACAUGGGUACAUCAAAUGGAUUUCCAUUCAUCAUUCAAAGUCCCAAAGCUAAGAAUAACUUGAAGCAGAGAAUGAACGCAUUGCCAGAGCUUUCAACAAUGACAGAGCUCACGAAUCCUCGAUUCUGCACUGCUAAUGAAGAAACCAGAAGUCUUGCAUACAAUGUGAAGGAUGAAACCUUGCGAUUGGUGCUUCAUAAUGCGUUUCGUCAUUCCCAAAGCAAAGCCAUUGAAGACAAGUCAUUAAGUGGCUCUUCUGCUAGACGGAAGUUACAAAUCAUUGCUUCGGAUACUGAAGUAUCAGCACAGCGGAUUGGAACUGAAAACUUGAGAUCUACUUCGGUGUCAAAAUCAGGUGAUUACGGUUAUCUUGUUUUGGAAUCCGAACCACAAAGAGUCAAAUUCAAAGUUAAUUCUCCAAUCACCCUUAUGCAAACGAUCUUCAGUUAUAUUUUCAACCCGACCGCUGUUGUCAGUUUUCUUGCUGGACUAAUUGGUGUUACUGUAGCGGUGGUAUACAAUAAAAUCGCAAAAAGUUCUCCUCGAAUGAUUGAACACCUAUCAAGCACCGAAAGUGCAGAAACUGAAAGUGCAUCCCACAGAACUCGAACUACGUCGUUUGCACCGACAGAUGAUGAAAUUGAACGAUUUGUUGAAGAAGGAUCAGAUUUGAGUACCACACCAAUUGGAGCAAUACAUAGGAAACCGCUAAUGCCCAUUGAAAAGUCAAACAUUGAGACUCAUACUCAACCUCAAAUAAAGCCCGUUCAACGACUGGUAAAAACUGACAUUGACACCGACGAGGAUUCAUUUUCAAAUGAUGAGAAAAAGCGACUUUUGAGAAAUCGGACGAUUUCACGCUCAAGUCUCGAAGGAUUCACAAGUAGAUUUGCCAACGAAUUUGAGGUCAAGAAGGUCAUCGGGCAUGGUGGUUUUGGUGUUGUGUUCCGUGCUCAAAGUAUUACAGACAUGAACGAGUACGCUGUCAAGAGAAUUGCGGUUGCUGAUAAUGACAAAGCGAGAAAUCGUGUGCUCCGAGAAGCAAGAGCUCUUGCGAUGUUUGAUCAUCCUGGAAUUAUUCGGUACUUCUAUGCUUGGGAGGAAAGGCCGCCGAAGGGAUUUCAGGAAAAAGAAGAUGAGAAUCUUCUUGGGAAAAUAAAAGCUGAAAAACUGGCAAAACUUCAUGAAAUCAAAAAAGCAAAGAAGCACACAAGUGAAGGGAAACGUGUCAGAUCAGCAGACACUGCAUCUUUUGCGGAGUCAUUUGCAAUGCCUCCCGUUGUUGGAAAUACAACUGAUGCUGAGAAUAGUUGGAGUACGUCUGCAAAGCCACAAGAAGUCGGAGCAAAACGCACAACUUCCGAAAGCAAGCUUGGAUUGCAUGGAGGAUCUGACAGAACUACUGCCGAGCUGAAAGAAGAGAGCGUUGCCUUCUCAGAAAGUGAUGAAGAAUCGGACACUACAGAGGAUAGUAGCUCUAGUGAUGAAUCACCUUCCUCAUCUUCCGGCUCUUCUAUUGAUGAUGAGCCCAAGAAGUAUAACUCUUCAUCAGGAGGAAUUGAGUUUGUCGAUGGCUCAGAUGAUGUUGAUAAUGAAGCUGUGAAAGAAACAAAGAAGGAGAUUGCUGUGAUUGAAGAACUCUCAAUCCAUAACAGAGCGAUGAUCGUUGAGACGGAAAAUCAAGAACUGGAGGUUCGAGAAAGAAAUGAUACUGGUGACUGUGCCUAUUUGUAUAUUGUAAUGCAAUUAUGUGCCGAGAAGACCCUUGAAGAUUGGAUCCGCCGCAGCAAAACCAUGGAAAGUCGUCCGCUAUUCACGAUGAAAAAUUGGAUUAAACAAUUGGCGAGCGGUCUUGAAUACCUUCACAACAAAGGAUUCAUCCACAGAGAUUUGAAACCAGGAAAUGUAUUUUUCUCUCUCGACUCAACACAUGGUCAUCAAAUCCUCAAAAUUGGAGAUCUUGGAUUGGCAACUAAAACUGAUGGAGCUCCCAAAAUAACAGUUCGCCAGGAUUCAGACAGCAGUGCAAAGCAUACGAAAAACGUCGGCACUCGAUCCUACAUGUCUCCAGAGCAAUUGAAACAUCAACAAUACACGGAGAAAGUGGAUAUUUUCGCACUGGGACUAGUCGCAACAGAGCUCAUCAUUUCAUUUUCUACUGCUAGCGAGAGAAUUCACACAUUUGCUGAUUUCCAGAAAGGAGAUAUUCCAGCCAUUUUGGACAAUGUGCCAGAGUCGCGGGAUUUCCUUCUCCAACUGACCAGCUUGGAACCAUCAGAACGUCCUACUGCCCAUGAAGUAGCUACUCAUAAAUUUCUCCAAUAACUUCUCAAUUUUCUGUAAAUACCAAAAGACUUGAAUUAAUUAUUUCAUCAGUUUCAACAUUUAAGUAAAUCUCCUUCUCUUUAUCAUUCCAUUUUCAAUUUUCCCCACUGUAACACAGCUGGUAAUUGUAAUUGUAUAUUCAUCUCAUAUUUGAAACAUGACAUUUUUGUAGUUUCUCAUAAUAUUCAAUUUGUUUUUUUUGUAGCUUUUCUAGGUUUCAAUGUUUGGUUUUUUUCUUUUUUAAGCCUUGUAUAGUUUUUCUAAGCUCAUUUGACUUUCGAGUCAUAUCAAAUAAUUCGGUUAUUGUUUAGCAACUAUCUGCUAAUGUUUCUUUCCCCAAUCGGGUUUUAAAUUUGAUUUGUGAUUAAUUUGGAUAAACAUAUUUCAACUUCGCUUUUA